Molecule: messenger RNA, 1356 nt
Organism: Penicillium bovifimosum
Lineage: Eukaryota; Fungi; Ascomycota; Eurotiomycetes; Eurotiales; Aspergillaceae
Product: D-3-phosphoglycerate dehydrogenase
Exons: 6
Coding region: 1-1356 (451 amino acids)
Molecular function (GO): oxidoreductase activity, acting on the CH-OH group of donors, NAD or NADP as acceptor; NAD binding
Source: RefSeq, a predicted model, not a curated record
AUGGCCACCGCAAGAGAUAUCCGUCCUCGUCAGGACGAAACCGCCCACCUCGCUACCUCCCCCAACGCUUCCUUCCACUCUCCCUCCAGCCACAGCUCCGUCCUAGGCCGCACAGUUCCAGUCGUCAACGCCAAGCACCUGAAGCCAUUCGCCACGGAAGAUAUCAAGGUCUUGCUUCUCGAGAAUGUCAACCAGACCGGUCGUGAUAUGCUCUCCCAGCAGGGCUACCAGGUCGAAUUCUUGAAGUCUUCGCUCCCCGAAGAUCAGCUCAUUGAAAAGAUCCGUGAUGUCCACGUCAUUGGUAUUCGCUCGAAGACGAAGCUCACCGCACGCGUCUUGAAGGAGGCUAAGAACCUCAUCGUCAUCGGUUGCUUCUGUAUCGGCACCAACCAGGUUGACCUCCAAUAUGCUGCUGAACAGGGUAUUGCGGUCUUCAACUCCCCCUUCAGCAACUCCCGCAGUGUCGCCGAGUUGGUCAUUGGUGAGAUUAUCAUGCUUGCCCGUCAAUUGGGUGAUCGUUCCAACGAGAUGCACAACGGCACCUGGAACAAGGUGAGCAAUGGUUGCUGGGAGAUUCGCGGAAAGACCCUCGGUAUCAUUGGAUACGGCCACAUCGGUGCCCAGCUGUCGGUAUUGGCUGAGGCCAUGGGAAUGUCGGUGAUCUACUACGAUGUGCUCAACAUUAUGUCUCUCGGCACAGCUCGCCAGGUCGACACUCUGGAUGAUCUCAUGUCCGAGGCUGAUUUCAUCACCUGCCACGUGCCCGAGAUCCCCGAGACCAAGGGCAUGAUCGGGCCCCACCAGUUUGAGAAGAUGAAGAAGGGAAGCUAUCUGAUCAACGCUAGCCGUGGAACUGUUGUCGAUAUCCCUGCGCUUAUCGAUGCCAUGCGCAGCGGUAAGGUUGCCGGUGCCGCUCUGGAUGUGUACCCCAACGAGCCUGCCGGAAACGGUGACUACUUCAACAACGACCUGAACGCCUGGGGAGCUGAUCUCCGCUCGCUCAAGAACCUGAUCCUCACCCCUCACAUUGGUGGAAGUACCGAGGAGGCUCAGAAGGCUAUCGGUGUGGAGGUUGCCCAGGCUUUGGUUCGCUAUGCUAACGAGGGUUCGACCCUGGGUGCUGUCAACAUGCCCGAGGUUGUCCUCCGUUCUUUGACUAUGGAUGAGCCCAACCACGCUCGUGUAAUCAACGAGAUCAUUGGUGACCACAACGUCGACAAGCAGAUGACCGAUAGCAGAGGCGAUGUUGCCUACCUGAUGGCCGAUAUCAGCAACGUCGACACUGCCACCAUCAGAGACUUGUAUAACAGACUCGAGAGCCUUCCUUCUCGCAUCAUGACCCGUGUGUUGUACUAA